Closterium sp. Naga37s-1 is the source of this 2637-nucleotide messenger RNA. Lineage: Eukaryota; Viridiplantae; Streptophyta; Zygnematophyceae; Desmidiales; Closteriaceae. The record is from the annotation of a GenBank genome assembly.
AUGACUGUGCGGAGCACGUGCGCCAACCAGCAACUGGCGGACGCUUUGGCGGACUCCUGGCCAAUCCGGGCGGUGUCGGCGGAAGAAACUGCAGGCGCGGGCACAGGCGGCGGAAGCGCGGCUGCGGCCGCGGCAGGCGCAAGCAGUUGUGCGGAGUUGAGGACCCAGCGCGGGGAGGCGGAAUCGACCAGCUCGGAGGCGUGGGCGGAAGGAUCUGGCUCGUUGCGCGGGGGAACUGCGUCAGGACAAAGCCGCGGCGGGGGAGAGAAACGACCGGUGGCGCAAGCGUUUGCGGCAUUGGCGGCGCCAGCAGCGGCGGAUCCAUCCGAACUUUACAGCGAGCAUAACGCAUUCGUUUCAGGACGACUCGUUAAUAGCCAGCUGCACCCGUCUGGACUCGCCCUUUUAACGGAUCAGUUAGCGUCAGGAGAAAGCAGCGAGGUUAAUCCUGACCGUCGACUUGCGGAUCUGGGAGAGUUUCCGUUGGGUGACGUGGAAGUGGCCGCGUCUUGCGGGCUGAAGAACACGUGGCAGAGCGGGAGCAAGCGGCGAGCUGCGCUGAUGGAUCUGACGAAUGUGACUGUGCUUAAUGGUGAUGAUAACGGGGGGGUACGCGCGGGCAGUUCGGGAGAUAAUAGCGGGGGAGAGAAGGCGGGACGGAGGGAGAGGAUGAAUGGAGAGGGAGGGAAAUCAAGCGGGAAGAGCGUGCCGCGGGAAAGAAACGAUAUCGGGGAACGAAGAAGCGGGAAGGACGUAAUAGGAGUAGGAGAAAGGGGACGAGGCGACGGCGGAAGCGGCGGCGGAGGCGGAGGAGGAGGCGGAAAAGGAGGAGGAGGCAAGGCAUGGUGGGAAGAUCCAAGAAGCUUCCCAGCCAAGAGAGCAAGGGUCGUCUCCCCCUCGCCCCCCGCACUGCGCGGGCCACCACAGGAUCCAGCUGAUCCAGCUGCGCAGAAUGCAGCAUCUGAUGCCGCCCGUCCCGCAGAAGAAUCAGGCGCAGCAGCGGGAGCAGCAGGAGCAGCAGGAGCAGCAGGGGCAGAAGGGUCGUCCCCCCGCCAUGUCUAUGUGUUUGGACGAAGCAUCGCCACUCUCCCCUCCUCUCGCCCCUCUCGCCCCUCUCGCCCCGCACCCGCCCCCUCCCCCUUCCCCGCGCCCCUCCCGCGCACGCUCCCCCCUCCCCUCCCCCCUUGCGCGUCUGCAUCGCUAUACCCGCCUGCACUCCCCUCUGCGCCUACCGCCUUGCCUCCUGCUGUGCCCACCGCCGCUGCUCCUUCUGCAGCCACUGCGGCUGUAGGAACAGCAGGAGCAGCAGGGAUAGCUGCUGCAGCAGAUGGAGCGGGAGCAGCGGGAGUGGGGCUGUGGCAGUGGCGGGAGCAGUGCUUCCUGCUGGCGGCAGAGGAGGAGGCGGAAAGGAUAGAGCCCCCUCGAAGCCCUCUCACUAGACCAUCCAUGGGCCCCGAGAAGGGCGCGUGUUUUGAGGCGCCUCAGAAGGGCGCGUGUGAGUGGGGCAACGCCACAAGAGAAGAGAAGAGAAAUUCAAACGGUGCGUCACGGGGGGGCGCUUCAAGAGGAGGAGAAGACAGCCGAGGGGAAGAAUAUUCAAAGUCACCUCGACCUGUUUCCGCACAGCACAGGAUGGAAGGCAGUGCGCAGGAGGAGCGUGUUGCGGAGGAGGGAGGGGACGAGGAGGAGGGGAAAGAGGGAACGAAGGAGGAGGAGGAGAAGGAGGAGGAAGGCGCGGGUGAGCAUCAGCCCCACGUGCCACCGCCGCCCAUUAUAGACAUAGACACCCACCACAGCGACCCGCAAUUCUGCACGCCUUAUGCUGCUGACAUCCACGCCUACCUCCGCAUUGCCGAGCGGCAGCAGCGGCCCACAAUGGCGCUGGAGGAGGGGCGGGGGGGCGACAUAAGCGCGGCGAUGCGGGGCAUUCUGAUGGACUGGCUGGUGGAGGUGGCGGAGGAGUACAAGCUGGUGCCCGACACGCUCUUCCUCACCGCCGCCUACAUCGACCGCUUCCUCUCCCACGCCACCGUCACCCGCAACCACCUGCAGCUCCUCGGCAUCGCCUCCAUGCUCAUCGCCUCCAAGUACGAGGAGAUAUACGCACCGCAGGUGGACGAGUUCUGCUACAUCACGGACAACACGUACCGCCGCCACGAGGUGAUCGACAUGGAGUGGCGGGUGCUGUUACAGCUGAACUUUGUCCUUGCCACGCCCACCACCAAGAGCUUUCUCAGGAGGUUCAUACGAGCAGCACAAGUGACUCUACAGGCCCCAUCACUGCAUCUGGAGUUUCUGGGAAACUUCUUGGCGGAGCUCACACUACUGGACAGCGCGUGUGUGGGCUUUCUCCCCUCACAAGUGGCCGCUGCAGCUGUCUUCCUUGCCAAGCUCACGCUCUUCCCCUCGCUACCACCCUGGACGCCAACCCUGCAGCACUACACGGGGUACAACGCGUGCGAGUUGGAGCCGGCAGUGCGUGUGCUGCAUGCACUGCACGUCGCCGUGCCGUCCACCACUUUGCCGGCCAUUCGAGCCAAAUACAGCCAAACCCAGUUUCAGUGCGUUGCCUCCAUUCCUCCAGUAUCCCCCGCUGUCCUCACAGCUGCCUUCUCACCACCUGCUGCCACCACCUGA